AUGGCCCACGAAGAUGCGGUUUAUCUCGCCAAGCUCGCCGAGCAGGCUGAGCGCUACGAGGAGAUGGUCGAGAACAUGAAGAUCGUCGCCUCCGAGGACCGUGAUCUCACCGUCGAGGAGCGCAACCUCCUCUCCGUCGCCUACAAGAACGUCAUCGGUGCCCGCCGUGCCUCGUGGAGAAUCGUCACCUCCAUUGAGCAGAAGGAGGAGUCUAAGGGCAACUCGUCCCAGGUCGGCCUCAUCAAGGAGUACCGCCAGAAGAUCGAGGCCGAGCUCGCACGCAUCUGCGACGACAUCCUCGAGGUCCUCGACCAGCACCUGAUCCCCUCUGCUAAGUCCGGCGAGUCCAAGGUGUUCUACCACAAGAUGAAGGGCGACUACCACCGCUACCUCGCAGAGUUCGCCAUCGGCGACCGCCGCAAGGAGUCGGCCGACAAGUCGCUCGAGGCCUACAAGGCCGCCACCGAGGUUGCCCAGACCGAGCUUCCUCCUACCCACCCCAUCCGCCUGGGUCUCGCCCUCAACUUCUCCGUCUUCUACUACGAGAUCCUCAACGCACCCGACCAGGCUUGCCACCUCGCCAAGCAGGCCUUUGACGAUGCGAUUGCCGAGCUCGACACCCUCAGCGAGGAGAGCUACAAGGACUCGACCCUCAUCAUGCAGCUCCUCCGUGACAACCUGACCCUCUGGACCUCCUCCGAGGCCGAGCAGCCCGCCGAGUCGGCUGCCCCCGCUGCCCAAGAGCCGGAGAAGGCUGCCGAGGCCCCCGCCGAGGAGCCCAAGGCUGCCGAGUAA
Neoarthrinium moseri is the source of this 795-nucleotide messenger RNA. RefSeq lists its product as uncharacterized. Gene Ontology annotation, biological process: signal transduction. Gene Ontology annotation, cellular component: cytoplasm. Lineage: Eukaryota; Fungi; Ascomycota; Sordariomycetes; Amphisphaeriales; Apiosporaceae. The coding region runs from base 1 to 795 and encodes 264 amino acids. The transcript is spliced from 4 exons. The record is from RefSeq and is a predicted model, not a curated record.